Messenger RNA from Ascochyta rabiei, 1992 nucleotides. Its product is annotated as resistance to lethality of mkk1p386 overexpression. NCBI's taxonomy places the organism in Eukaryota, Fungi, Ascomycota, Dothideomycetes, Pleosporales, Didymellaceae. Bases 1 to 1992 code for a protein of 663 amino acids. The record is from RefSeq and is a predicted model, not a curated record. Gene Ontology annotation, biological process: positive regulation of transcription by RNA polymerase II. The transcript has 3 exons. Gene Ontology annotation, molecular function: protein dimerization activity; DNA-binding transcription factor activity, RNA polymerase II-specific; RNA polymerase II cis-regulatory region sequence-specific DNA binding.
AUGGGUCGCAGAAAGAUCGAGAUCAAGGCCAUCAAGGAUGACCGGAACCGCUCAGUCACCUUUCUGAAGCGCAAGGGCGGUCUGUUCAAGAAGGCGCACGAGCUCUCUGUGCUCUGUUCCGUCGACGUCGCCGUCAUCAUCUUCGGCCACAACAAGAAGCUGUACGAGUUUUCAUCCGGCGACAUCAACGAAACCAUCGGUCGUUACCAAUAUUAUGGCGGCGCACAUGAACACAAGGGCCCGGAGGACUUCAUGGGCAAGAAGGACGGCGACGAAGACGAGGACGAGGACGAGGACGGCGCGCCUCCACGCGACUCGCACACCCCACCAGAGCAGCAUGGCCUGAUGCCGCACCACAUGCAGCACGCCCAAGUCUUCCAACACGUCCGGCACGUCACACCUUCAGCCUCUCCACCAAUACCGAGCGGCUUCCAGCACCGUGGCCCUUCACCGCAACCCGGCCACCACCUGUCGCGCCCGAACUCACGACUGGACCAACACCCUGGUCACGUUCGUCGAAGCUCCAACCUCGCACCUCCACAGCCAUACCCCUCGCAAGCACCGCCGCCGCCGCCUAGCUAUGCCUAUAUGCCGAACCCGCCCUUCUACAAUCCGCAAGCCGCUCAAAGACCGCCACAGGGCCCGCCUGGGCCUCAAUAUCAUUACACUCACCCCAUGCCGAAUCCGCAGGUACAGCAAUAUAUGCAGCAAGAGCAACGGAGACAGUCAAUGCCACCUGUACCACAGAUGCAGCCUUCACCACAGAUGCAGCCCUCACCACAAAUGCAGCCUACCGCGCAGAUGCAACCACAACACCCGUCACAGCAACAGCAGCAGCAGCAGCAGCAGCAACAACAACACCAACAGCAGAUCCAGCACCAACAGCAGCAGCAGGCAGAGCAACAACACCAACAGCAAUCACAACAGCAGCAGCAACAACAACAACAACAACAACAACAACAACAGCAACAGCAACAGCAACAACAACAGCAACAACAACAGCAACAACAACAGCAACAGCAACAGCAACAACAACAGCAACAACAACAAUCACAGACACCGCAAUCCCAACAACAGCAGCAACAUCAGCGACCGCCGCAGCCUACAAUCACCGUCCCAUCUCCGCCUCCGCCCCAACACGACUUCCAGAGCCCUCCACUUCCGCAACCGAGACCAUUACACGCAUCCGCCAAACACAGCAUCUUCACGCCGAUUGACGACAGCCAGUCUAUGCUAGCCGCACAUUGGGGUAGCAGUAGUUUAGUUCCCCUUCGCAGCGACAUUCAAGUCAUAAAGCAGGAGAAUCGAUCGCAGUCGAUUGAUGUAGCCGCCAUGUCACGCCUCCAGCCCAAUGGUGCCCAGCCCUUACAGCCGCCAAAAAUGUCCAGCCCGCAGCUACCGCAACCGCUCCAGCGAACACACUCGAGCCCAUCUGUACCCCCAAUCGCUCCGCUCGCACGAACGAACAGUUUACAGAUGGAUAAGAACAAGCCAAAACUGCGCGUCCAGAUCCCUAGUGAACACUCAGACGGAGGCAGCGCUACAGCCGAAUCAUCACCCAAAGACUCGAUCUCGGGCGCAACCCCAGCUCGCAGCACCGAUGCAUCACAUUCCUCAGGCGUCGUCCUCCCACCUCCCUCUCCCAGCGCAAACUCGCUCCUCAGCGCCGGCGCAACGGGGCCGCCCAAUCCCUUCGCACGACCUCCGCCGCCUACCAACAGCAACUCGUACGGCAGCAGCAACCGCGACAUGGAGACGCCCAUAUCAGCAUUGCCGAGCCGGUUUGUAGAGAACGGACUGUUGCCGUCGCCAAGCAGCUUCUACCCGGAGUGGGGCUUUGGGCGCGACUCCAACAUGCUCCCAAGCCCGUUGACCUUCCAAACACCGGUCGUGGGCAACGGGCCCUCUUUUGCGCGCGACGAGUCUGCAGAUCGCAAGCGCAAGACGUCUGACGGGGGGAGCGAUACCAGUCAGAAGAGGGUGAAGGCUUAG